This is a messenger RNA of Procambarus clarkii (red swamp crayfish), 2438 nucleotides long. NCBI's taxonomy places the organism in Eukaryota, Metazoa, Arthropoda, Malacostraca, Decapoda, Cambaridae. The record is from RefSeq and is a predicted model, not a curated record.
AGUGACGCCUCAGUUGGUGGCCAGCCGUGGUGGGGGACACGUCGCUCCUCCGUCACUGUGUUGUGCUCACGCCUUGUGUGGUGUUGCUGCCCUGAGAGUUCAUCAUAACGGGUUGUCUUGAAGUAAAAAAAAAAAAUGGAAGUGGUGCAAAGCACAGCUGAAGUGAAGUACACUCUCACCGUUGGUCAGUUCUCCUGCUACCGGGAGCUGGGCGACACCUUCACCACAGACUUCGUACUGUCUGUGAACGGUGUGCGGACCAGCUGGCAGGCCACUCUCACACUCUUUCAUAAAGAAAACGUGUGUGCCAGCCAAGACCCCAUGAACAGUAACAUUGGAAUAUCGCUGGAGUGUGUCAAGUGUAAUAUAAAUCAUCCUGGUAUCGAAGUGUAUUGCAGUGUUAAAGGCAGAGAUCAACACGAGAAGAGGCUGGCACGAUCUGGCGAUGGUGGCUGGAAAUGGCAGGGAAUUCUUGUUUCCAGGGUGACCCUUGAUGUGUUCAAGCUCCUGAUAGAUGAUGUGCUGACAGCUCACUUACGCUUUGUGGUGAGUGAACAUGAUAUGGCUAAAACACUGGAUUCCAGGGAACAUCUGAUUCGUCACUUAGGAAAACUGCAGAAGACUGGAGUUUACAGUGACAUAGAAAUAUUAACUAGUGACGGUAUUAGACUCCCAGCUCACUGCGCAAUACUGAAUGCCCGCUCGAACCUCUUGCAAAAGGUUCAGUCGAGGAGAGAGAGCCAUGAAUCCGAAAAUGUCAGCACAACACCUCUUGCAGGUACGAGGACGCCCAGUGCUAAGCCUUCCCUGACCAGAGCCGAGACGCCACUCAACAGUACCUUUGAAGGAGUAUCAUCAAUAUGUUGUUCAGUAACCUCCUUGUCGCCAGAUUCCUCCAGUAGCAAUUGUGGGAAAUUGCAGCUCUCAAGUGCUUCAAGCAUACUUGCUAAGGGUCGUUCUUUACCACCUAUCAGCGGCUCACCUGUUAGAUGUCUGUUCAGUUCUAGUAGAACAACACCCAGCAAGCUUGGUAUGACGUCUCAUAACAAGUACCGUCUAAAUAACAGCACGGUGUCUCCCAGCAAACUUCAGACCCCCGCUACAACGUUUCCCAGAAAGCGUCUUGUGUCUCCCAGCCAACGUCUUUUGUCUCCCACAAAGCGUUCCCUGUCUCCCACCAAACGUUCCCUCUCCCCCAGCAAGCGUCUCGUGACUUCUAGCAAGCAUCUUAGCACCCCUAGCCCUUCCUUUGCGGAGAUACCAAGCAGGAGAAUGCUCAGAACUCCAGAAAAAAAUGAUGGUGAACUACCCGAUACCUUUCACACAGAACCCCUUCCAUCAGAUGGUGGCAUAUGCUUCCCCACUGGCGAGUCAAGGACACCAUUGAAGCAACUCGAAAAUCAAUGUUUGAAAAGUCCCAUCAAGCAAGUGUUUGUUAAAGUUAAUAUGUCGUCUUCCGUCACGGAGCAACUUCUGGAGUGGAUCUACAUAGGUAAGCAAAACAGUUAUAUGUUUAUGUAAUUAAGUCAUAGUUAAGAAAAUUUUAUAAUUUGCAUAAUCUAUCUGUUUAGGAAGUUGUUUACUGCAAGUAUUGAAUUUUCGAGUUACUAGGACAGAUUUAAAGUUAAAUUAAACCAUCAACUUAAACGUUCACACAAAUGCAAAACUUCAUAGACUUUCAUUAAUCUAAUGUUGAGCGUUACAUGUUGGUUAGCCUGAUGGUCAGGCGUUUGCUAGAAGGACUAAGGAAUGAGCUUAGCAGGCAUCCUAUCCCCAACAAUGGUAAACUAUGAUACAGUUGUCAUUUGCAGUUUUAUAUUUUUGUUGAGUUUAUUUUUAUAUACUUGACGCAUCAUUUUGAUAGGUAUAUAACAAAAAUAGUUGGGCCAUUUGUUCUAGGAUUUAAUGACCUAUUUCUAAAUGUUGAUAUUUUCAAACAGUGCCAUUGUGUGACAUUUAAAUAUUUAAUUGAAGCUUUUGUACACAUUCUAGUUCGUUAGUAUUUAGAAUAAAGGUUGUAUUCGUUCUCUCAUUUGACGUUAUCCAAACUUAUUAUUUAUCCCAGUUUUUUAUUCUUCAAGGAUUUCGUCUCCAAAUUGGUACCUUGUGACCGGCUUCCUGCUCCCUACUCCUAUUAUAAUUAAUUUACUUGUUAAACUACAGUUUAAACAGUUAAAACUAGUGUACAUUUGUUGGACCAUCCCUUCACUUUGGCAAGUCAUCUGGUAGUCUUUUGUCUUAAUCCUUCUCAUAAUUUUAGCAUCAUCAGCAAACAAUGAGAGGAAUGAGCAUUCCCACUUGGCGAUUGUUUAAGUAUAUCAGAAACAAAGUAGGUUCCAGUACUGUGGGGAAAUUUGACUCGUGGGAUUUUUAUUUAUUUUAAUUCUACUUUAUAAUUUAUGAUAGCGGAUUGUAUGUUUAGUUGAGUGGACUGUAUG